AUGGUCAAGCUUACUUUCAUCGCGGCAUUUGCCGCUCUCGCCACGGCCAAAAUCGCCCCCAGUAUCCACCGCCACUUGGAAUCCAAUGAGGACGUGGACGUUGUGAUUGAAUUCAAAGGAGGCAACCAGCCCGCCCUGGAAACCGCCCGUCUUCAGCGGGCUAGCUUUAAGGAUCGCGGCUCCGGCAUCGCCCAUGUGCGCUCCCUCUUGGAGGGCAACAUGAAGACGUCCCAGCGCGCGGCGGUGGAGUUGCUGUCAUUGCAGCCCAGAUCCUUCACGACCCGCGUCGAGAGCUUCUACAUAAACGGCAACAUGCACGUGUACGGCGCCAACCGCCUCGUGUUGGACGAACUCGCCACGUUGGACAACGUGGCUCGUAUUCGACAACCUGUCACGGCGCAAAUAAGUCCUGUCAGCUUCGACGACGACGACACUGAUGUGGGGAUUCCUCAAGGAUGGGCUGACGACAACGCAACCUCCACGCGUGCCGCAAACGAAUGGGGUGUCAACCUCAUCAGCGCCCCAGCGGUGUGGGCUAAUGGCAACCGUGGCGAAGGUGUCGUGGUUGGUAUUAUAGACACUGGCGCCAUCCACACCCACGACGACUUGAAGGGCAACUGGCGAUCGACCUACGGCUGGUUUGACCCCACCGACAAGACCCCCACCCCCAUCGACAGGAACGGCCACGGCACCCACGUCGCGGGUUCAGCUGUUGGCCAAAACGGCAUCGGCGUAGCCCCCGGAGCCACGUGGAUUGCUUGCCGCGGGUGCACCACCUCCAAAUGCCCUGAAGCGGCGCUCCUUAAAUGUGCGCAAUGGAUGCUGUGCCCCACUGACGUGACGGGCAAAAACCCCAAGUGCGAAUUGGCGCCUGACGUGAUUAACAACAGCUGGGGAUAUGGUGCGAGUUCCAGCACUUACCAAGCCGUCGUGGACGCGUGGCGCGCUGCUGACAUCAUUCCCGUGUUUGCCAACGGCAACGGUGGUUCCAACUGCGGAACUGUCUACUCCCCUGGGGAUUUCAAGAAUGUCAUUGGGGUUGGUGCUGUCGGCUUCGACGACAAGCUGGCCAGCUUCAGCAGUCGGGGACCUACCAACGACGGCCGCUCCAAGCCCGAUGUGUCAGCGCCUGGUAACAGGGUUCGUUCGGCGUGGCAUACUAGCAAUUCGGCCUAUAACACCAUCUCCGGCACGUCCACGGCGUCUCCUCAUGUCACUGGUGCCAUUGCCCUCUACUUGAAUGCGAACAAGGCGUUCACGACCACCGUGGACACUGACACGUUGACUCCAAGCAACCAGAACUGUGGGAGGGGGUCAAAUUCCAAGUACCCCAACAACUACUACGGGUUUGGACGCAUCAACGUCGCUAGCGCAAUUGGUGGUGGGGUCGAGCCUCCUUCUUUCACCUCUGUCCCAUCUCCUUCGAAGCCCAGCACGUCAGCUCCGUCGACCUCGGACCCCGCCACCACUACCCGCCGUCCAUUCCCUUCUUUCCCUGUGACGUCGUCCCCAUCGCCGUCAAAGCCUAGCACGUCAGCUCCGUCGACCUCGGACCCCUCCACCACUACCCACCGUCCGUUCCCUACUUCUCCUGUGACGUCUUCUCCACCGUCCACCUGCAAUGGCUGCACUGGUUGCUAUUCUCCUCUGAUCAACUUAUGUUUUCCUCCGGAGUUCGGUCAAGCUGAAUGUGCCAAGUUGACGAACUUCCAAGAGACCUGGUGCGGCAAACAGUAA
Messenger RNA from Aphanomyces astaci, 1737 nucleotides. RefSeq lists its product as hypothetical. The record is from RefSeq and is a predicted model, not a curated record. NCBI's taxonomy places the organism in Eukaryota, Oomycota, Saprolegniomycetes, Saprolegniales, Verrucalvaceae. Bases 1 to 1737 code for a protein of 578 amino acids. Gene Ontology annotation, molecular function: serine-type endopeptidase activity. Gene Ontology annotation, biological process: proteolysis. The transcript is spliced from 2 exons.